Messenger RNA from Strongyloides ratti, 1914 nucleotides. Its product is annotated as Transcription factor 25. The record is from RefSeq and is a predicted model, not a curated record. Bases 1 to 1914 code for a protein of 637 amino acids. Gene Ontology annotation, cellular component: RQC complex. The transcript has 3 exons. Lineage: Eukaryota; Metazoa; Nematoda; Chromadorea; Rhabditida; Strongyloididae.
AUGAAUAACAAAAAAAUUUUUAAAAAUUAUAAAGUUGAAGAGCAUUCAGAUAGCGAAGACUCAGAUAAUGAAAUUAAAGUAAAAACAAAAACCUCAGGAGAAAAAAUUGAUCUAGCAAAAAUUGAAUCAGAAGAAAUUGAGCGAAUAAAAAAAAGGAUAUGUCAAUUGGAAAUUAGUGAGAGAAAGAAAAUUGAAGAUAAUGAAAAAAAUAAUGGGUUAAAUAAUUUACAAAAUUUAGGAGAUACAAAAACGCCUUUUAAAAAAGUAGAUUUAUGGAAGAUAGACCCAAAAAAUCUUGACCCUGAUGCAGAAUACAAAAGAAUUCUCGGAGCUGCUUUUAAUGGUCUUGGUACCAGAGAAUCACGCUUCUCAAAUAUGAAUCGUAAUCGUCGUGGUGGAACUAAACAAUUUGUUGGAAAAUUGAUGAAGAAACCUCGUUUUUUAGAAAAAGAUCCUGGGGCUUUAUCAAUGAAAAUGAUAGAUGAAAAAUAUGAUAUAAAAUAUUUUAAAUUUGUUCCAUCAAAAAUUUAUGUUGAAACACAAUUAGCCUUUCGUGAUGCUGUUGAUGUAUUUGAUAUUGAAUGGGUUUUAAAUACUAUUCGAACACAUGGAUUUCAUUUACCUUCUGCUGCAGUUGCUGCCAAUGCUCUUAUAAUUCAAGAUCAUAGUCAAGAUGCAAAAGACCUCAUUGAAUGGGGUAUUUGGUUUGGUGAAUAUUGUUGUUCACGUGAAUUUGACAUUUUUUCACCAAAUCAUAGAUUACCAUAUAUUUUUGAACCCAACAGAGCUUUCUUUAUAUUAUUACAUAUGUAUAUGAAGCAUUGUAUUGACAGAAAAUGUUAUGAGACUGCUUUUCAAUAUGCUAAGAUAAUUUAUAUGAAAGAUGUUGUAAAUGAUCCUUUAAGUAUUUUAAUGUGUAUUGAUACAUUAGCCUUAAAAGCUGGAAAUAGUAAUUGGUUAAUUAAUUUCUAUGAUGAAUUUAAUACUACAAUUCAAUUAGAAUGGUUACCAAAUUUUUUAUAUUCAUUAGCAUUAGUAUAUAAUCAAACAUAUUUAGAGACUGGAGAAGAAAUUUAUAAAGAAAAAGCUGAUGAAUUUAUACAAAAAGCAUUUGUAAGAUUUCCAUUUCUAGUUACUUUGUUUCUAGACAAAAUGUCAAUGUUUGCUGAUUCUGGAAUUGAAAAUUAUUCAUUUGGAAGUUUAAUAACAUUUGUGAAACAACCAAUUGGUUAUCAAUAUUUAAUUAAAGUAUAUUUGCAUCAUGCUAUUGAUAUAUUAAAAAAACCUGAAAAUAUAGCUUUCUUAGAUCAAAAAUCACGUCAUUACUUUGAACUUAUACAAAAAGAUAAAUCUUUUAAACUAGAUGAAGUUGUUAAAAAGCGUUCUAUACUAUUUAUCGGAGUUCCAAGAAGUUUAAAACGUCAUAUGGCGUUAUUUCAAAUAGAAAACAUGAGUGCUAACAAUUUUUCAGAUCCUUUUCCUCCAAAAGAAGUUGAAGAUGAUGUUGAAUCACUGGCAAAGAAAUAUGGUAUAAAAUACGAACAUCGACAAGGAGAUGACAAUCAAGGUUCAUCUGAGAAUGCUCUUUUUAAUUAUCAAGUAAUGUUAGAUUUAUUCACAAAUAUGAUUCCAUUUCAAAUGUCAAAUAUCAGAGAAAGAGCUGGAGCUUUAAGGAUGCGAAUUCAAGAACUUAUUGAAGAUCACAGAGAAAUACAAAGAAAUCUUCAGCAAAUUAAUAAUGAAGAAGAUUUUCAAGACAAUAAUAUUGUAAGUAAUGAAAUUACAAAUAUGUAUGAAGUUCUUGAGAAUUUGGCAAAUGAUCAAGCUGCUGAAGUAGAUAAUCAAGAAGAAACUGGUACUGAAAUUACAAAUAAUGAUGAAAUUAAUGAAGAAGAACCAAGAAGGAAUAAUUAA